Messenger RNA from Moesziomyces antarcticus, 933 nucleotides. Its product is annotated as mRNA turnover protein 4-like protein. The coding region runs from base 1 to 933 and encodes 310 amino acids. NCBI's taxonomy places the organism in Eukaryota, Fungi, Basidiomycota, Ustilaginomycetes, Ustilaginales, Ustilaginaceae. Gene Ontology annotation, molecular function: RNA binding. The transcript has a single exon. Gene Ontology annotation, cellular component: preribosome, large subunit precursor; nucleolus. The record is from RefSeq and is a predicted model, not a curated record. Gene Ontology annotation, biological process: ribosomal large subunit biogenesis; ribosomal large subunit assembly; nuclear-transcribed mRNA catabolic process.
AUGCCCCGUGCCAAGCGAGCCAAGGUCGUGUCCCUCACGAGGACCGACAAGAAGACCAAGGAGGACAAGGCGAACCUCAUCGACAAGGUGCGCGAUGCAGCCCAGGAGUACCCUUACGUGUGGAUCCUCGGCCACCACUCGAUGCGCAACAACUAUCUCAAGGAGGUGCGUGACCUCUGGAAGGGCUCCAAGAUCUUCUUUGGCAAGCUCAAGGUGCUUGCGCUCGCACUCGGCAUGACCGAGGAGGAAGAAGUUAGGACCGGCAUUAGCGGCAUCAGCCAGCGUCUGUCGGGCGACGUGGGUCUGCUCUUCACCGACAGCCCGCCCGCCGAGGUGAUGGACUGGUUCAAGGACUACCAGCGCGUCGACUUUGCUCGCGGCGGCUCCAAGGCCACCGAGACCAUCGAGCUGCCCGAGGGCGCGGUCAUGGCGCGCUCCAACCCACCAGACACGCUCCCGCACCCCGUCGAGCCGCAGCUCAGGCAACUCGGCAUGCCCACCGAGCUGAGGCGCGGCAUCCCCACCUUGCUCCAGAACUACGUCGUGUGCAAGGAGGGCCAAACACUCACCUCCAACCAGGCACAGAUCCUCAAGCACAUCCUCGUCCAUAUGGCCCAGUUCCGCCUCAUCCCGCUCGCCUACUGGAGCGCCGCCGACGCCGAGGAGAACAAGGGCGAGAAUGGCGUGCACCUCAUCGAGCUCUCGGAGCGCGACCAGGAGCUCGUCGGCAAGCAGGCCGGUAAGCUGCGUGCUCCCAGCGACAACGGCUGGUCCAGAGACCGCAAGAGCAACGGCGCCGCCAAGAAGACCGCCGACAGCGCCGACGACGACGAGGACGACGAGGAGAUGGCGGAGGAGGACGACGAGGAUGACGACAGCCAGGACGCAGAGGACGCAGUGACAAAAGACAUGAUGAUGCCGCCGGGCCUCUAG